CCGCGCUCGCUCCCGCGCGGGACUCGCAGCGAGGCCGAGCCCGGGCGGUGCUGGGAACAGCUGCCGCGGCGUCCUCCAGCAGCAAGCCCGGCUCUCCGCCGGGACCUGCGCCGGCGGGGGAGGGGCGGGCCGGGGAGGGAGAGCAGGCGGGCGGGAAGGGGCGGGGAGCGCGCUCCGGCGGCAACGGCGGCGGCCGUCCUCAUCCCGGCGGCCCAGCACACGAGUGGACGCGGGGAUUCGCAAAUGGCUUGUCCCGCUCUCGGUCUGGAAGCUCUUCAGCCCCUGCAGCCCGAGCCGCCCCCGGAGCCCGCCUUCUCCGAGGCGCAGAAGUGGAUCGAGCAAGUAACGGGCAGAAGCUUUGGUGAUAAAGAUUUUCGGACAGGGUUAGAAAAUGGAAUCCUUCUCUGCGAGUUGCUGAAUGCUAUAAAGCCAGGACUUGUUAAAAAGAUCAAUAGAUUGCCUACCCCCAUUGCAGGAUUGGACAAUAUCAUCUUAUUCUUGAGAGGUUGUAAAGAGCUGGGCCUUAAAGAAUCUCAACUUUUUGACCCUAGUGACCUGCAGGAUACAUCCAACAGAGCAACAGUCAAGAGCCUUGAUUAUAGUAGGAAGCUGAAAAAUGUAUUAGUUACCAUUUACUGGCUGGGAAAAGCAGCGAAUAGCUGUGCAUCCUACAGUGGAACGACACUGAACUUGAAGGAGUUCGAAGGCUUGCUGGCUCAGAUGAGAAAGGAGACUGAUGACAUUGAGAGUCCUAAACGUAGUAUCCGAGACAGUGGCUACAUCGACUGCUGGGAUUCCGAGCGCAGCGACUCUCUCUCUCCCCCUCGACACGGCAGAGAUGAUUCCUUCGACAGCCUGGAUUCCUUUGGCUCCCGUUCCCGGCAGACACCUUCGCCAGAUGUAGUCCUCAGGGGAAGCAGUGAUGGGAGAGGAAGUGACUCUGAAUCUGACUUGCCACAUCGGAAGCUGCCAGAUGUAAAGAAGGAUGACAUGUCUGCCAGGCGGACUUCCCAUGGUGAGCCGAAAUCAGCAGUGCCUUUUAACCAGUACCUCCCGAACAAAAGCAAUCAGACAGCCUAUGUCCCCGCUCCUCUGAGAAAGAAGAAAGCAGAGCGAGAAGAAUAUCGGAAGAGCUGGAGCACCGCCACCUCCCCCCUGGGUGGGGAGAGACCCUUCAGCUAUCCUGAAACAAUAGAGGAAGAGGGAAGUGAAGUGGGGUUUCCUUGUGAAGAGGACCCAGCCGGCCAAAUGGAUCCUUCUGAUGGUGGGAAGCCUUCCGAUGGUGGGUUAGAAUUACCCACCUGCAGUGGUAAGGAGCAGCCUCCUCCAGAGGGCGCUGCAGUGGCACCAGCUCCCAAGUCUGAAGUAAAAGAUGCUGCUGAAAUCCAAAAGCGCAGAAGGCUAGAGCAAGCUGGAAUCAAGGUCAUGCCAGCAGCACAGCGCUUUGCCAGUCAAAAGCAAUUAAGUGAUGAGAAAGAAGCUGUGCGCGAUAUUAUUCUUCGCAAAGAAAACCCUUUCCUAACCCACCAACAUGGCAAAGAUUCGGAGUCAGAAGAUGAAGUUGCCCAUCGACUGCCUGAUCUGGAGAAAGAUGACUUUGCUGCAAGGAGAGCAAGGAUGAACCAGACCAAGCCAAUGGUGCCACUGAAUCAACUCCUCUAUGGGCCUUACCGGAAAAAAGAGGCAGAGAAAUCAGAUAACAGCAAACAACUCUCGAAGGGAAUCUCAGAAAAGAAAAGUCUAGAAUAUAAAAGGAACCAGGGCCCAACAGAAGAGGUGAAGUCAAUGGUGACCUGUAUUAUGCGGGCUCAGGAGAGUGAACCUGAGGAAAAGGGACUCAGGAAGGUGCCGGAUAUUUACAAGGAUGACCUGGCACAGCGGAGAAUACAGGGCAGCCUGGCCUCUCACCGGGAGGCCCCAUGCUUUGUCAAGGUCUGCAAUAUAACAGCAGCUGACUUGGAGACGUGGGAGAGACUGAAGGUGUCAGGAAAGACGAGGGAUGGAGAUGUUGAGCACAUCUGUGCCCCUGAGCCUUCACCAGAAAUUAAAGCAGAAACUGCCAUCCGUGAUGACCUUGCCAGCCGCAAAGCGAGGGCCUAUAAGAAAGCUCCUGGCCCCAGGCAAAAGUUUGUGCACUUUGGACCAGUGACAGAGAUAGAUCAGCAGAAAUGGAAGCGACUCAGCAUUGGCAAGGCUGGGCCUAGGGAGGAUGUGGAAGUCACCAGUCCUAGCAGCAAGGUUCAAACCUACCCUGUGUCCUCUGCCUCCUCAGCCACAUCCAGCUCAGAGGAGGACCGAAUGCUUAAUCCACAAAAUGACUGCAGAACCGUGAAUUCUGGCAUAGAUGACUGUUGCAAAAGGGUCAUGGCUCCCGUGCUGGAGUCCCAGGAGGAACCUGUCUGCAGUUUGGGUGCGAGCCCUAAGAGGACAGAGGAAGUUACAUCCAAACAGCUGCCACAGGAUGGCAAAGAAGAGGAAGAACGAGUUGCUCAAAGAGAUUCUGAGAUGCCGCCAAAGGCUGAAAGAUCCGAGGAGAGCGGCCAGCCACUUUCGUGCCCUCUGGCCUCUGAUUGGGAGGCUUUAGGGAGACAAGAGAGCUCGGAGAAGAUGACAGCUCCUGCCGGGAGUGACAGUGGACUGGAAAACCAAAGAAAGUUGUAUGAUUCACAAAAAGAUGACAUGAUGGCCAGGAGAACUGGGAAAUCUCUCAGACAUAUUGGAUCCAACCCAAACCAGUUCCUUCCAGUUCCAUUUGCAAAGCAACAGGAUGUGGAAGAAUCUUCCAAGGGUCCACGGAAGAAAGAUAAGAGAUACGGUCCGAGAACUGCUGUGUCUGAUGACGCAGAGAGCACGAGUAUGUUUGACGUGCGGUGUGAGGAAGAGGCCGCAGUGCAGCCGCACAGCAGGGCCCGCCAGGAGCAGCUGCAGCUAAUAAAUAACCAGCUGCGGGAAGAGGACGACAAAUGGCAAGAUGACCUGGCUCGUUGGAAGAGCCGUAGAAGAAGUGCUUCUCAGGACUUAAUCAAGAAAGAGGAAGAAAGGAAAAAAAUGGAGAAGUUACUGGCUGGAGAGGAUGGGACAAGUGAACGAAGGAAAAGCAUCAAAACCUACAGAGAAAUUGUUCAAGAAAAGGAGCGGAGAGAGAGGGAAUUGCAUGAGGCGUAUAAGAACGCACGGUCCCAGGAGGAGGCAGAGGGAAUCCUUCAACAGUACAUAGAGAGGUUCACCAUCAGCGAGGCUGUUCUAGAACGCUUGGAGAUGCCAAAAAUCCUGGAAAGAAGCCAUUCAACAGAGCCAAACUUGUCCCCCUUCCUGACUGACCCCAGCCCCAUGAAAUACCUGCGGCAACAGUCACUGCCUCCACCCAAAUUCACUGCCACUGUGGAAACCACCAUCGCUCGUACCAGCGUCCUGGAUACCAGCAUAUCAGCAGGCAGUGGGUCUCCAAGCAAAACUGUCACUCCCAAAGCAGUGCCUAUGCUGACACCCAAGCCUUACUCCCAGCCCAAAAAUUCUCAAGAAGUUCUGAAGACCUUUAAGGUAGAUGGGAAAGUCAGCAUGAAUGGAGAAACUGUUCACGAUGAUGAGGAGGAGAAGGAAAGAGAGUGUCCCACGGUGACACUUGCCCCGUCGUUAACCAAAUCUCAGAUGUUUGAAGACGUGGCCAGAGUGCAUGGGUCCCCAGUGGAGUUGAAACAAGACAACAAUAGCAUUGAGAUCAACAUAAAGAAGCCAAAUUUUGUUCCCCAAGAACCAACAGCAACCACUGAGGAAACUGAACCAAACAGUCAAGAAGAUGAGAAUGAUGGUGAAAAACCAGAAAAAGGGAAUACGGAACUUGCCUCAUCAGAGCCACAGCAUUUUACAACAACGGUGACUCGAUCCAGCCCGACCGUGGCCCUUGUGGAGUUCUCCUCCAGCCCCACGCUGAAGAAUGAUGUGCCAGAAGAAAAAGACCAUAAGAAACCAGAUAAUGAAAUGAGUGGAAAGGUGGAGUUGGUGCUGUCACAAAAGGUGGUAAAGCCAAAAUCUCCAGAACCAGAAGCAACCCUGACGUUUCCAUUUCUGGACAAAAUGCCUGAAACCAACCAGUCACAUUUGCCAAAUCUCAAUUCUCAAGUGGAUUCUCCAAGCAGUGAAAAGUCACCUGUAACCACACCUUUUAAGUUCUGGGCGUGGGACCCGGAAGAGGAGCGCCGGCGACAGGAAAAAUGGCAACAGGAGCAGGAACGUUUGCUCCAGGAGAGAUACCAGAAGGAGCAGGACAAGCUGAAAGAAGAGUGGGAAAAGGCCCAAAAGGAGGUGGAAGAGGAAGAACGCAGAUACUAUGAGGAGGAACGUAAAAUAAUUGAAGACACUGUGGUUCCAUUUACUAUUUCUUCAAGUUCUGCAGACCAGCUGUCUACAUCCUCCUCUGUGACUGAGGGCAGUGGAACAGUGAAUAAGAUGGACCUGGAAAACUGUCGAGAAGAACAAGAGACAAGACAAAAGAAACCAUUCCAGGGGGACAACAAUGACUUAUUGGUUAAGACUAGGGAAAGUGAUCCACUGGAGGAAAAGGGCAGCCUAACUCCUGAGGCCUUGACUGAUUCUGAGAACCCUGUAUCAAAAAGAACCCAUCAGGAUGGUCAGCUGGAUAACGAAGCCGGGGCCCCACAUGGUGGGAUGAACCCACAGCUAGUUCAGGAUCCACCCCAGAAUCAGCAGGUAUCAAACCCAACAAUGAACAUUUUAGAAGAUGUGAAGCCAAAAACCCUCCCAUUGGAUAAAAGCAUUAACCAUCAGCUUGAAUCUCCGAGUGAAAGGCGGAAGAAAAGCCCUCGAGAGAACUUCCAGGCGGGGCACUUGUCCUCCUGCCCUCCCACCCCUCCUGGCCAGUCACCAAACAGGUCUAUAAGUGGGAAGAAGCUGUGCUCUUCCUGUGGGCUUCCUUUGGGGAAAGGAGCUGCCAUGAUUAUCGAGACCCUCAAUCUCUAUUUUCACAUCCAGUGCUUUAAGUGUGGGAUUUGUAAAGGACAGCUUGGAGAUGCAGUGAGUGGAACGGAUGUUAGGAUUCGAAAUGGUCUUCUAAACUGUAAUGAAUGCUACAUGCGAUCCCGAAGUGCUGGCCAACCCACAACAUUGUGACGUGGUUUCCAAGCUUCCAGGUCACUCACCAUUUAUUAAUAGUGUCCCCUGGCAAUUGUUUAACAGAAUCCGAGGUUCAGGGGUUCCUCAGCAUUCAUCUAACUUCUGAAAGGCUAUUCUAAAAGAUGGUAUCUGUUCUUUUGUAGCACAGUGUUUGUGUUUUUCCUGUUUUUUUGUUUGUUUGUUCUUUAGGGGUUUUAUUUUGUUUGUUUUGUUUUUGCAUUUGCACAGUAUAUACAAAAGAAUAUUGAAUUGUAAUGAUUCUAAAUAGUUCAAAGAAAGGUCUCAGCAUGGUCAAACAGGCUUAUGGUUUAAAAUAUGCUAUUCUCUUCUUUGAGAAUUAAUGAGAUACAUGAUUCAAUAAACCUGUUUUGUUUUAGUAUUUCUAGGAAUUAAACACUUUAUGUUUACAAAAUUGAGCUGCAGAAAGUGCAAGACAUGCCAAUUUGAGAUAUGUGGUCUUCUAAGACAGGAGCAUACAAUUAAUGCAUUUCAGAAACUAAAAAUCACAUCAUAUAGCUCUGAGCUAUACCUUGUUUUUAAUGCAAAGACAUUAGUCUGAGAAAUAUAUACUGUAAUCCUGAAAUAUUUGUGUUACUUACCUUUUGAGGUAGAAGUCAUACCAAUAAAUUAUUGCACCAUUAGUAUUAGGUUUUGUGUACUUCCAAAGUCAUGUCAUUAACAGAGGCUCUUCCAUCAAAUAAAGAGAACCCUUGCAAUUAUUAGCUAGACUUACACUCUGUGACGUUGCCCAAGGGUGGGAAGAAACCAGAGGGGAAUAUUUAAGUCAUCAUUUCCCAAGUUAUUACCAAAAUCUGUGAGGAAGUUUAAUCCUCAGAAGAGUGGUGGGUCACUGCUGGCAGUAAGGGCUUUGUUGCUUGCUUCUCUUAAGGCUCUAGAUUCAAUAAGAGACUCCAUAUAAGGCAGAUGGAAGCUGUCGUCAAGAUAAGUCCAUCAUGAGGUGAGACCACUGCUCACCCUUGCCUGCAAGUUCUCUUUGAGGGCCUGAAGCACAGUUAUCUAAAGAAAAGCACUCAGUUCAUCCUAAUAGAAUCUAAAUGACAUAUGAUGUGAUAUGCCACUGGCGUGUGAUCAGCAAGAACCCACAGGUCACAUAUGCCCUGCCCACUCUAACCGAAGAUCUGCUUCUCUUCAUUCUCUGGCAUCGCCCACCAACUCUCUUCCUACCGAGAAUCCUGGACCUUGCUCAUGGAGACGUUUAGCAAGGAACUCCUAUGGAGAGCUGGUUAAUUUGUGCCCUGUGUGAUAAGUUUCAGCUGGCCAAGAAAGGAAUCAAGUUACUAAAAAACAUCAACUUUUAAAUCUCCAGGUUGUUUUCUUUAAGACUGGGGAGAGAGGAACUAUUUAUUCUGCCUUAAAAUGACGGCAAAUAAGUGAAGAUGACAUUUUGUGAAUGUAGACUAUGGAUAUCCUCCUAAUAGGUUAAUGUAGUCAUAAAAGGAGAUCAAGUAGAUGUUUUUCUGUUAUGUAAGCAAUAAUUCUUUUUCUGUGUCUUACUGAGUAUGGCUAGCAAUUAUUUAUUUACAUGCUAGAUGGUUCUCUGCAUGUGGGUUCCAUGUGAGUGCAGAAAUUUCCUCAGCCACUGGAGGUAUUUUGACCAUUUUGUCAUUUGGAUGAGCUAUUGUUAGAUUGAAAUUUAUACAUCAUUUCAUUAAAAAUUGUGCCUUAGAAGAUGCGAAGCUGUUGCACACAGUCCGUGAUGAAUUAUGGAUGCAGUACAUUGAAGAAGGAUGAAGUCACUUCCAAGUUCCCAAGACUUCUCAUGGAGCUGUUUUCUGUUUUACAGUGGGGAAAAAACUGAAAAAAGGAAAAGAAAAACAAAAAAAUUCAAAAGAAAAACAUUUUGAAAAUGUACAGAUUAAGUUCAAUAUUUUGAUUAACCACCUGCAUGUUUUAUUAAAUAUUUUGAUAAUGUGGAUGUUUACACUUUGCAUGAUAUUAGCAGAGUACUUUACCAGAAAUAAUGCACAAAACAUGUACAAUAUGAUCAUUCAUAACCGAUUUUUAUAGAAUACUUUUUACAUGUGGAACUCCAUCUGUUAUGUGAGGAUUAUAUGAAUAUUGCACAUUCUCUUCUGGUUUCACAAACCCAUUUAUACAUAUUUCUUAGUGAGACUCAUUGUACAUGGAUUGAAGCUAGAAUCGAGUCAAAAAAAAUAAAGCCCAUUCUCCAACUGCGAAAUGUGCUUUCCCAUAAUGAACAAUAGUCACCAGCCCAAUAAUCUCCAACAUUUUCUAAAUUCUAAUUGCCAACUGUUUCUAUUUAUAUUUGAUUUAUAUUUCAUUUAGAGUCUGUUACAUGGCAGCUCGGGCAGACUAGAUCUUGUUUUUUCCAAUGCAGCAUAAUGAGUAUGAUCUAUUUCUUUUCAAAUCAUCUUUGAGAUCCCAGGGAAAAAAAAUGCUCUACUGUGUUGAGCUACAAUGUAAAUGUGUUUGCUUAAAAAACAGAUGAGGCAAGUGAGUGAUUUAUUGUUCCUGAGGAAGUAUAUCUGGUUUUUUUCCUCAUACUCCAAAAAAGCUACUCCCUUCUCUUUCUUAAGAAAAAAAUGGGUAACUCUGUUUUUCACUAGCAAACUUUCAUGACAUUUCCUCAUUCUUUCUAUGUAGUGUUAUUAAUGCAAUAAUAUUAUAGUUAUCUAUACACAGUGUAGGAGACUUAACAAACUGAAAUGAUCCACCUCAUAUGUGAGUCCGUCCAAAAAAUGUUACUGUGCUGGGUGGGCCAAUGUUCUAUAUCAGUUACACUAACCUUCAUUUAAAAUAUUUAUUCUAAAAUGCCUCUGAGAAAUAGUAAAAAAAUAAAUUGUCUAAAAUGCAACAGCUUUUAUAGUAAAUGUACAUUUAUAAAUAAAAUACUCAAAUCAA
Messenger RNA from Rhinolophus ferrumequinum (greater horseshoe bat), 8013 nucleotides. It is a transcript of the gene LIMCH1, whose product is annotated as LIM and calponin homology domains 1. Lineage: Eukaryota; Metazoa; Chordata; Mammalia; Chiroptera; Rhinolophidae. The record is from RefSeq and is a predicted model, not a curated record. Bases 244 to 5127 code for a protein of 1627 amino acids. Gene Ontology annotation, cellular component: stress fiber. Gene Ontology annotation, biological process: actomyosin structure organization; positive regulation of stress fiber assembly; regulation of focal adhesion assembly. The transcript has 34 exons. Gene Ontology annotation, molecular function: actin binding; myosin II head/neck binding.